UGCUGGUGCAGCUCUUCCGUGGUGCGCAGUUAUAAAGUCCUGCAGAGAGCAGCAGUUAUACAUCAUCCACUCUGACAGCUGACAUGCCUCCUGUGAAGUUCGAGAGUCCAACCUGGUGGCUUGGCAUGAUAUUGUGUGUAUGUGUAGUUCCUACAGAUCAUGCCAAGCCUGUUGCCAACGAGAAGGCCAAGGAGUGUCUCGCCUCGGCGCUGAAGGGACUGGAGACAAUCGAACCUCUGGUCCGCUCCGUAGAAGAGACCCCCGAGCCGAUCUCCACUGACGUAAAAGGCACCAUUCCCUCUUGGAUCAAUGGAAACCUCCUUCGCAACGGCCCUGGAAAGUUCGAGUUUGGAAAUACGCAUUACAACCACUGGUUUGAUGGGAUGGCCAUGCUGCACCAGUUCAAGAUCACCAAAGGUCAGGUGACGUACAUGAGUCGCUUCCUGCACAGCGACGCCUACAAAAACAACAGUGAAAAGGACCGCAUCGUGAUAUCCGAAUUCGGUACCCUCGCCAUGCCAGACCCCUGUAAGAACUUCUUCCAGCGGUUCCUGUCUCGCUUUGAGAUGUUGGUGCCCACGGACAAUGCCAGUGUGAGCUUCGUGAAAUACAAGGGAGACUACUACGUCAGCACGGAGACUAAUUUCAUGCAUAGAGUGAACCCAGAGACCUUAGAAACAUUGGAAAAGGUAGACUGGAGCAAGUUCAUUGCUGUAAAUGGAGCCACUGCCCACCCACACUAUGAACCUGACGGUACCGCCUACAAUAUGGGCAACUCCUAUGGAAGUCACGGAUCCCUGUACAACAUCAUCAAAGUGCCUCCCAAGAAGACUGAUGGCAAAGACACCCUUCAAGGAGCCCAAGUACUCUGCUCUAUUGUGCCUGAAGACAAGUCCCAUCCCUCCUACUACCACAGCUUUGCCAUGUCUGAGAACUACGUGGUGUUCAUCGAGCAGCCAAUUAAGAUGGACCUGCUGAAGAUAGUCACGUGCAAGCUGAGGGGGAAGGCUCUGAGCGACGGCAUCUACUGGGAUCCUACUAAGGAGACCGUCUUCCAUCUCGUCGACAAGCGUACGGGCAAGGUGAGCCAAGUGAAGUACCACACCAAGGCCAUCUCCACCUACCAUCAGAUCAACGCCUUCGAGGAAGAUGGAUUCUUGAUGCUGGACAUGUGCUGCUCAGACGACGGCCAAGCCAUCAACAACUACCUCAUCCAGAACUUACGCAAGUCGGGAGAGGCAUUAGAUGAGGUAUACAACACCAUGUGCAGGGUGUUCCCUCGACGUUUCGUUCUGCCCCUUGACGUGACCAGUGAAACGCCACUAAACCAGAACCUGAACAAGCGGCCCUCCAGUGAGGCAACGUGUGUCAAAGUCAGCGAAAAUAAGGUGUUCUGCCAAAGCGAGGAUCUCCACGGAGAUGACCUCCACGAGUACGGCGGCCUGGAGUUCCCUCAGAUCAACUACGCGAAAUACAACACGCGACCAUACCGUUACUUCUACGGCUGUGGCUUCAGACACCUGGUGGGAGACUCUCUGCUCAAGAUGGACCUGAAGGACAAGAAGCUCAAGGUUUGGUACCAGAAGGGUACCUUCCCGUCAGAGCCGGCGUUUGUGCCGUCACCUAAUGCCGUGGACGAGGACGACGGCGUCAUCCUCUCUGUGGUUCUCACCCCCUCACAGGAUAAAGGAGCAUUCCUCCUGGUGUUGGAUGCAAAGACAUUUGAAGAGCUGGCAAGAGCCAGCGUGCCCGUCAACAUGGCUUAUGGCUUCCAUGGUACCUUCAGCGCCUCUGCAUGAAGCUGCUUCUGUCACAACCAAAGUGUUUCUGAAAUGAAUACGAUACCAAGAAUACCAAAUGCAAUAUUAGAACCACUAUAUUCCUGAUGGUACUGAGUUACUGCUGCACUUUAUGAAGAUAGAUGCAGCGUUCUGUUGCUACAUGUUGUGGUACUUUUCUAAACUGAUUUCUGGUUAGUAGUAACAUCCAACAGUAGAUGAUUGUAGUGUGAUUGGUCAACCGAACCAAACUCUUCGGACUCUGCUCCAGCUCCGCUCUAAGUAGCUUUGUUUGAGGGCGUGCCAAACUAGCCGCUAGGCAGGUAUCACGCAAAUGUGUUGCAUGGUGACAUCACCACGUUACAGAAGAAAAGGUAUGACUUCAAUCAAGGCGAUUCAGGCAGUUCAGGAGCAGUGUUUCUGUGGGAGAGAGUAAAGCCUGGUUUAUGGUCGCCGUAGUGAAGCCGGGCGCAAGGUGCGCCCGCCAGAAAAUUCCGCAAGUCGUCGUGGUGGUUUGUUGCGCAUCUCUGAAUUUUUGUAACUACAACAUGGACAUGGACGCCUUUGAGGGAAGGUUCACCUGCAUCUCUACAACGUUUCAUUGAGAGACCACAGGGACGUCAAAUGACAUUAAAUACGUAAUACAUAAAACAGGCAACACACUGGGGAAAGAAGAGGCUUUUUGCUUUGAAAGAAUAUGAGAGAUUGUUUUGUAAAAGCUAAAAUAAAAAAGGUUUCAUGGAAAGAGCGGCGACCCGAGGGGAAGCACCGAGAGACAGAAAGUCAUUUUGACUGGGAGGUAACCGACAGUACUAAUUACAGUACACAAAUGCAACAUCUGGCGGUACGUACGUCAGUGUUUAGUGUUUACUGCUGUUGCCAGGCAGCCUACUUUCAUUUCUGGUACCACUCGUUCACUUUUUGCUUUUUUUCACCUCUGUGCAUGCUCGUAGUGCGCACGCCAUCUAUGGAGGCUCGCGCCACGGUUUUCUCAAGCGAGUAUAAACCAGGCUUCACUCCCUUUGGCGUGGACUUUGGGCUUUGUAAUUUUGCAGACCUUUUUAAAUGCACAAAAAACUAUAUAACACACAGGUCCCCUUUAAUAAUAGUCCUUUUAUAUCAACCCAGAAACUGGUACUCAAGAGUGUAUUUUCAUUACUGUGAUUUUCAGGUUGCAUGAUGCUCCGACAACCGGACCAACUUUUGUUACUCGAACAAUGUUUUUCUACAGUUUGGAUGACUUUUAUACACUUUCUUUGCCAAUAAAAUUUGUACCUCCAU
Sebastes umbrosus (honeycomb rockfish) is the source of this 3059-nucleotide messenger RNA. RefSeq names its product beta,beta-carotene 9',10'-oxygenase-like. Gene Ontology annotation, molecular function: carotenoid dioxygenase activity; beta-carotene 15,15'-dioxygenase activity. The transcript is spliced from 12 exons. The coding region runs from base 84 to 1799 and encodes 571 amino acids. NCBI's taxonomy places the organism in Eukaryota, Metazoa, Chordata, Actinopteri, Perciformes, Sebastidae. The record is from RefSeq and is a predicted model, not a curated record. Gene Ontology annotation, cellular component: mitochondrion. Gene Ontology annotation, biological process: retinal metabolic process; carotene catabolic process.